UACUCUUCAAUCUUCAUGAACAUAUGAUCGCAUAACACACUUCAUAACACUGUUUCAUAACCUAAAAAUUUACAUAAAGUUUUUUUCCAAUGUUUAAGUUUGUAAUUUAUCAGAAAAUAUAAAUAAACAAAAGGUAAUAAUCAAACAAAAGCAUACAGCACUAUGACUUUUGUUUUUUCAUCCAUUGAAUCAUCACCCAAAGAAAAAAAUAGUUCUAAACUUUCAACUACCGGAAAAGUUCUUAUUGGAAUUACAGGAGGGGUAGCUGUUGCACUAACUGCAAUAUGUAGUUCAUUCGUCAGCCCAGCGUUAAGAAAAAUAUGUCUACCUUAUGUACCUGCAACCGAUUUACAAAUCAAAAAUGUUAUGGAGGCUUUACGAGGAUCUAAAGGAAAACUAAUUGACCUCGGAUCUGGUGAUGGACGAAUUGUACUUGAAGCAGCGAAAAACAACUUUGAAGCUCACGGUGUGGAAUUAAAUUUUUGGCUUGUUUUAUUUUCCAAAUUGUCGAUUUAUAGACAAAAUUUUACCCAUAAACCACAAUUCUUUUGUACUGAUUUAUGGAAAUUUAGCUUAGCACCGUAUAAUAAUAUUGUUAUAUUUGGCGUCGAAGAAAUGAUGAAAGAUCUAGAAAAUAAAAUCGAAAAAGAAGUAAAACUUGGAAGUAAAAUUGUUGCUUGUCGGUUUCCAUUACCCAAUUGGGAACCUAUUACCACACUUGGCACCGGCGUGGAUACUGUAUGGGUAUAUCUGAAAAAAUAAGUUCCUUGAAUGUAUAAAUUAUUGUAAAUAAAUUUCUUAUCUAAUAUAA
This is a messenger RNA of Chrysoperla carnea, 811 nucleotides long. Its product is annotated as ATP synthase subunit C lysine N-methyltransferase-like. The transcript is spliced from 2 exons. Lineage: Eukaryota; Metazoa; Arthropoda; Insecta; Neuroptera; Chrysopidae. Bases 163 to 762 code for a protein of 199 amino acids. The record is from RefSeq and is a predicted model, not a curated record. Gene Ontology annotation, cellular component: mitochondrion. Gene Ontology annotation, biological process: regulation of mitochondrial ATP synthesis coupled proton transport; peptidyl-lysine trimethylation; positive regulation of proton-transporting ATP synthase activity, rotational mechanism. Gene Ontology annotation, molecular function: protein-lysine N-methyltransferase activity.